UGAGAGAGCGACUGGCUUUAAUUUCGUCUAUCUAAUUUCCCCAGAAUUGAAAAAACAAAAAAAUUGAAAAAAAAAAAACCCAGUAAUUUUAUACGAGCACAAAUAGCAUCUUGAAUUUUGUUACUUUUUGCUUCGUUAAUUUUAAUUCCAAGGGAAAAUGUUAGGACCUAUUUGGUUGCUCGGAAAAUUUCACUGAGAUUCUGGUUUCAUUCUAGAGUUCGAAACUUGCAGAGCUAAUUUCAAUGGCAGAGGAAGCUGGGAAUGUGAGGAGCCCUCAUUUUUUUGCGUUUUAUUCUGCUGAUUUGAGCUCUGAAAGACUGAGUUAGCCAAGUUAAAAUAUUGGUGGGUUAAUCUCGGUGUUUAUUGAAUUUUUGGAUGGUGAUGCAAUGUCAUGCUACAGAAAAUCCCAGAAAGAUUCAUGAGACACAUGGAAGGCAAAACAUCUGGGUUAGUUGCGUUGUUCGGCCCUAGCGGCAGUGCAUGGAGUGUUGAAUUGAUUGAACAGAAUGGUGGUUUGUUCUUGCAUCAUGGGUGGCCGGCAUUUGUGAGAGACCAUUAUGUGGAAUGCGGGGACUUCUUGAUUUUCAGAUACGAUGGUGAUUUGCGUUUCACCGUGCUAAUUUUUGAUCAAAGUGCAUGUGAGAAAGAGGCUGCAUUUCGUUUUGGAUACGGCCAAGACUCCAGGAACUUUGAGAAGUAUAUGUAUAUGGGACGAAAAAGGGGAAGGGAGGAGGUCGCAUCAUCUGGCAAUAAGCUGGUUGAUGGUGCGGUGAAGAAGAUUAGAAACGGUUCGUCUCAAUUCCGGUCAGAAUGCAUUGGUGAGGGUCGAGAAGAAGAAACUUGUUCCACAGAAAAAAAUCCACAUGAGAAUCCUGGUUUGGAUGUUGUUUCGUAUAAAGCAAAGGCAUCGAUUCAAAAUAUGUGUGGAAAAGGAGAUGGAUUAAAUGUUCAUGGUAGAGUUUGUAUGCAGAUGUCAUCAGCUCAUGAAGUAGCACCAUCAUUUAGCUCCUCUAACCCUUAUUUCGUGAGAAUCAUAAAAAGUUUCAACAUCAGUGGUUCAUAUACUCUGAAUAUCCCAUAUAAAUUUUCAGUGGCACAUUUACCAAACUGCAAAGUAAAGAUUGUCCUUCAAAAUUGGAAAGGAGAAAGUUGGACCGUCAAUUCUGUGCCAAGUAAUAGAGUGCAUACUAGUCACACUCUUUGUGGAGGAUGGAUGGCGUUUGUUCGUUAUAAUGACAUACAGCUGGGAGAUAUCUGCACUUUUGAACUUAUGCGUGAGUGUGAAUUCCGUGUCCACAUUCAAAAGGGAGAAACAUCUAGUUGGUUAAGUCCGGGGCUAGCUGUCACUACGCAUAAAACUAUCAAAUGCUUGUCAAAGAAAAUGAAAGGGAACUCUCCCAAAGUCCUUUCAAAGAGUAUAAGAGAGAUAGCUGAUAAACUAUCAUCAAAGAAGGAUCAAGACGCUGCUUUCAUUAAUGACACAAGGAAAUAUGGCAGCACAUCAAGAUCUCUUACUAAAGCUGCACUUGCUCAGUCAAAAGUUGCUAGUAAAAAGUUGGUUAAUCGCAGGAAAAAAGUUGUUGAAGAUGAACUAGAUUCAAAAUCAAGUGGUUUGAGAAUCAAGUUAACACUUGAUGAAGAAAGAAUAGCUCGAUCUUUCACUUCUUGUUACCCGAAUUUUGUGAAAAUCAUGAAGAAGUUCAACAUCAGUGGAUCAUAUACAUUGAAAAUCCCAUACCAGUUUUCCACAGAAUACCUCCCCAACUAUAAAACAGAGAUUGUGCUUCGAAACUCAAAAGGGGAAUGUUGGACUGUGAACUCUGUCCCAGACUCGAAAGGGCGUGUGGUGCAUACUUUUUGUGGAGGGUGGAUGGCAUUUGUACGCGGAAAUGACAUUAACAUUGGAGAUGUUUGCAUUUUUGAGCUUGUUGGUAAGGAUGAAAUGCAAGUGCACAUUUCCAGUGUUGGUAAAAAGGGAUUUGAGGCGGACAAGGAACAUCUAAUGUAGUAUAGCGAUUGUGUAAUCUACCGGAAAUGUACCUUCUUUCUGACACAUGAUCCAGCUCAACCAUCCCUUGUACGUGUUCUGUGGUGAGCUUUCCUAUUUGCGUUUUGUUUUUCUCUGAUCGUGUUCUUCAUGUCAUGGCGACUUCUAACUAAACAUUGGUAAGUGUUGUCAUCUUCAACCUAAAUCAUCCUUUCCUGUUAUGAAUAUGAAUGUUAAUAGAACUUCACUGAACAUCUUUUGUGAGCGUAGGCGCUUCUUCCUUUUCCCCCCGGACACAAUCAUGUGGUUUGUCAUCGCCUUUAAUGUGUUUUCCCCUUGGUGAAUUCAGUUUGGUAUAAUGCAUGCUGCAUUAAAGAGUAAGGUUUCUGCGUUUUUGGUAUGGAUGGAGAGUAACUGAUUUGCUGGUGUAAUGGUGUAUGCUAUACAUUUGUUUAGGGUCACUACAUUCUCAGGCAUUGUUUUUGCUUUUAAUUCUCAGUGUCACGGAGAAACUUGUAACGGUAAUCGGAUUUCACUCUUUAAAGUUUUCAUAUGAUUGGUACGGCA
Pyrus x bretschneideri (Chinese white pear) is the source of this 2554-nucleotide messenger RNA. RefSeq names its product B3 domain-containing protein Os01g0723500. NCBI's taxonomy places the organism in Eukaryota, Viridiplantae, Streptophyta, Magnoliopsida, Rosales, Rosaceae. Bases 392 to 2008 code for a protein of 538 amino acids. The transcript has 6 exons. The record is from RefSeq and is a predicted model, not a curated record. Gene Ontology annotation, molecular function: DNA binding.